Drosophila busckii is the source of this 546-nucleotide messenger RNA. Its product is annotated as heterogeneous nuclear ribonucleoprotein H3-like. The transcript has 3 exons. Gene Ontology annotation, cellular component: ribonucleoprotein complex. Gene Ontology annotation, molecular function: nucleic acid binding. Lineage: Eukaryota; Metazoa; Arthropoda; Insecta; Diptera; Drosophilidae. Bases 21 to 395 code for a protein of 124 amino acids. The record is from RefSeq and is a predicted model, not a curated record.
CGGAGUACUUUACAAUUCACAUGCGGGGCCUGCCUUACAAUUCGUUUGAAAACGAUGUCUUCAAGUUCUUCGAUCCUCUGCGGCCAGCCAAUGUGCGUAUCAAUUACAACAAGAAGGGACUGCACAGUGGAACAGCUGACGCAUACUUUGACACAUACGAUGACUCUCAGCUGGCAAUGAAGCGGCAUCGCGAAAAGAUAGGCUCUCGUUACAUAGAGCUUUUCUAUGAUGGCAAAACACGAGGAGGACCACACAUGGGUGGUGGUGGUGGAAACAAUGGAGGAGGCGGUAACAACAACAAUGGAGUGGGUGUCGGAGGAGGCGGCGGUGGAAACAAUGGUGGAGUAUUUCAUAAGUCUAUGGAUCGAAAACAACAUACCCAAUCAACAAGAUGAAUAUACAACGGACAAUGUCGAUAGUGCAUAGAAUUAAACUUCCCGAACGCAUCAAUUACAGAAUACAAUUACAAAUGCAACUGUAACAUGGACAGUUCCGAAAAUUGUAAAGCACUUUACAAUAAAAACAUAAAAUAAUAUUUUAGUGAAA